Messenger RNA from Cylas formicarius (sweet potato weevil), 840 nucleotides. RefSeq lists its product as uncharacterized. Lineage: Eukaryota; Metazoa; Arthropoda; Insecta; Coleoptera; Brentidae. The record is from RefSeq and is a predicted model, not a curated record. Bases 9 to 803 code for a protein of 264 amino acids. The transcript has 3 exons.
UUCACUUAAUGAAGAUGACACCAGACCGCAGUUUACGUGGUCUCGUGGCUCUAAGUGUCGCGCUUAUAAACGGUUUCGGAAUUUUGCAUGUUUCAGCGGAAAAUGCGACAGAAGCGAUUCAAAGCGUCUCUCCCCUGUCAACCCAAAUUUUAUCAACCACCACCCGAAAGCCGUUUCUACAGGGUUUCCGAGUCCCGUGUUCCUGUUCCGGGUGGGAAUGCGGAUGCUGCACAGGUUAUAUUUUGGAUCGACUCAACCAAAAAGUAUGCAUGAAUUUGACCCUCGAUCUGGAAGAGUUUCAUGUCAGCGCUGCCAUAAAUUUGAAUGGGAAGCCCCUUUAUAAGAAUACGAUAUCAGGUAAAAAUCCACCGCCGAUGUGCAUUCGUCUGCCCCGUUUCCGAUUCAUUAAGUUCUGUGUGCAAUUCUCGAAUAUCUACAUCGCCAAUAGGAAUAUUCACCUGUGCAUUGAUGCCGAAGCAAACUGGGAAGACAUCACUUUAGUCGAAUGGUCCUUCGAUUGUGUCAGAAUGGGAGUCUCGGGGGUGGCGGUCGUGGCUCCGGAAGACGGGGGUGGCAUUCCGGGCAACCCUCUCGACGCCAUCGACCAGACUAAUGAAGAUUAUGACGACAGUGCCCGAGAAAAUCCGAUCGCUUUAAACCGCGCCAAGUUUGGGGUUUCUAAGAAAAUCAUAUUUCAUCGUAGCCUGUACCGUAUUCAAAAUAAAUCUCCGGACAGGAGCCUGAUAUCAAUAAAACGCUUUAGGAACGGCGAUUAUUUCGUCGCCUAUCUCGGGAAAGAUUGAUAAACGUUAGAACUUAUUAUUUGUUUUUCUAGUCAUG